Molecule: messenger RNA, 6967 nt
Organism: Rhipicephalus microplus (southern cattle tick)
Lineage: Eukaryota; Metazoa; Arthropoda; Arachnida; Ixodida; Ixodidae
Gene: Usp7
Product: Ubiquitin-specific protease 7
Biological process (GO): regulation of protein stability; protein deubiquitination
Cellular component (GO): nucleus; cytosol
Molecular function (GO): protein binding; cysteine-type deubiquitinase activity
Source: RefSeq, a predicted model, not a curated record
UCUUGUUUACUCUGAUGUUCCGUGUGGACUCGGGUAGCGCAGCGCAGCCGCCAAGUAAAGCAGUUUGUCGUUGGAUGGUAUCCCCUGUCUGGGGGGCUGACACCAGCAGACAUUGGGCGGAUUGCGAGCAAGCACGUCAAAGUGACCGUGUCCGGCAAAAACUCCUUGGCACCUGGCAAAGAACGCGCGAACAGCAGCGCUCGAUCUAAGCGAACGCGUGAAAGCAGCAUCUCGGAACCCGCUAUGAACAACGCUCUCAGCCCCAAUGACAAAGACAGCAAUCGCGCAGACCUUCCCGAAGCGAUGGAUACGCAAGAAGGUGAUGACCACGCAGCGGUCCAGCAGCAGCCGCCUCCCCCACAGCCGCCGCAGCCGCCACCCUUAGCGGCUCCUCAACCUCCGCCGGCUCCGAUUGCCGCGCCGGAGCCGCCGGCCUUCAACGCCGUCUCCAACUUGGCACAGGCCGGCGCAGACGACGAUCCGAUGGGCGGUGGGGGGGCUGGGACGCGUCUGAUGGAGCCCGCGGAAGAGCCGAUGGAAGAGGAAGACGAGGCUCGUCCGGGGGCUACAUUUCGCUUCGUCGUCCCAGAGUUCUCCCGCCUCAAGGAGUCCCUACUCAGCCCACCUACCUAUGUGCGCAACUUGCCGUGGAAAAUCAUGGUGAUGCCACGUACCAACACAGGCAACGACCGACAGCCGACGAAGAGCCUCGGCUUCUUCCUACAGUGCAACGGCGAGUCCGAGUCAUCAACGUGGUCCUGCAACGCCAAUGCCGAGCUGCGUCUAAUUAGUCAGAAAGAGGGCGUCGAAAACUUUGUCAGAAAAAUUCAGCACCUUUUCUAUGGCAAGGAGAACGACUGGGGUUUCAGCCACUUCAUGACUUGGAGUGAUGUCUUGGACCCCGAGAAAGGCUUCAUCGUGGACGACACCAUCAUCCUCGAAGUUUGGGUGUGCGCCGAUGCUCCACACGGCGUCAGCUGGGACUCCAAGAAGCACACAGGAUACGUGGGCCUCAAGAACCAGGGCGCCACCUGCUACAUGAACUCAUUACUACAGACGCUGUUCUUCACGAACCAGUUACGAAAGGCUGUGUACCAAAUGCCCACCGAGAGCGACGACUCGUCCAAGAGCGUGGCCCUGGCGUUGCAGCGGGUGUUUUAUGAGCUGCAGUUUUCCGAUCGACCCGUCGGCACCAAGAAGCUCACAAAGUCCUUUGGGUGGGAAACCUUAGACUCGUUCAUGCAGCACGACGUUCAAGAGCUCUGCCGAGUGCUGCUGGACAACAUGGAGAGCAAGAUGAAGGGCACCUGCGUGGAAGGGACGAUCCCGCGCCUCUUCGAGGGCAAGAUGAUCUCGUUCAUCAAGUGCAAGCACGUAGAGUACACGUCUCGGCGCAUGGAGCCCUUCUACGACAUCCAGCUCAACGUCAAGGGAAAAAAGAACAUCCACGAGAGCUUCCAGGACUACUGCGCCACCGAGUCGCUCGACGGCGACAACAAGUAUGACGCCGGCCAGUUUGGACUCCAGGAAGCCGAAAAGGGCAUCAUCUUCGCCUGCCUGCCGCCCGUGGUGCACCUACACCUGCUCCGCUUCCAGUACGACCACGUGACGGACAACAACAUCAAGAUCAACGACCGCUUCGAGUUUCCUGAGCGGCUCAACCUCACCGAGUUCCUCACCGAGGGCGGAGCCAACGCGGGGGGGCCGGCCACCUACACGCUGCACGCGGUGCUCGUGCACAGCGGGGACAACCACGGGGGCCACUACGUGGUGUUCAUCAACCCGCGCGGCGAUGGCCGCUGGUGCAAGUUCGACGACGACGUCGUGUCGCGCUGCACCAAGCAGGAGGCCAUCGACCACAACUUUGGUGGCACCGACGAGGAUGUGGCCGUCAGCCGGCACUGCACCAACGCCUACAUGUUGGUCUACAUACGGGACAGUGCCAUUAAUGAGGUGCUACAACCAGUCACAGAGAACGAUAUCCCCGAACAGUUGGUUGAGAGGCUUCAGGAGGAAAAGCGUCAGGAGGCCCUGAGGAGGAAAGAACGAAACGAGGCUCACCUCUACAUGGGCGUUCAGGUGCUCACCGAGGACAACUUCACCGGUCACCAGGGCAAUGACCUCUACGACCCUGAAAAGGCCAACUAUAGGAACUUCAAGGUAAAAAAGCUGGCGACGCUGCGAGAGUUGCUGGAGUUGGUAGCGGAACAGAUGGGCUACCCGUUGCAAGGCAUCCGGCCCUGGGCCAUCACGUACCGCUCCAACCAGACCUUUCGCCCGGCCGCCAUCGACCUUGAGGCCGACCUUAACAAGACGGUCAUUGAUCUGUCGGAAAAUUCGAACCCAUGGACGAUCUUCGUGGAAACGAUAGCCCCUGACCAGAACAUUGACCGCCUUCCGGACUUUGACAAGGAGACAGACGUACUGCUCUUUUUCAAAAUGUACGAUCCUCGGCUGAAACAGAUUGCAUACUGCGGCCACGUUUACAUGCCCAUCGUGGCCAAGGCCAAGGAGCUGCUGCCAUUGCUAAACAAGCGAGCCGGUUUCCCAGCUGAUACGGAAUUGGUGCUGUAUGAGGAAGUAAAGCCGAACAUAGUGGACAGGAUUGAAGACCUGGAGCUUCCGCUGGAAAAGGUUCUGGAGGAACUGAUGGACGGUGACAUCAUUGUCUUCCAGAGGCUUGACCUGAACGUGGACGAGUACGAACUGCCUACCGUCAAAGACUACUUCAGGGACCUCUUCUAUCGGGUCGAAGUGACGUUCUGUGAUAAAAUGAUCCCCAACGACCCCGGAUUUACGAUGGAGCUUUCGCUAAAGAUGAACUACGACCAGAUUGCGCGGGCCGUGGCACAGCGGUUAGGCACAGACCCUUAUUUAUUACAAUUUUUCAAAGUUCAGAGUUACCGUGAAGGUCCCGGUAACCCGCUGAGGUGUACAUACGAGGGAACGCUCAAGGACCUGUUAGUGUUCUUCAAGCCAAGGCAACCCAAGAAAAUCUAUUACCAACAGUUGAGCAUACGAAUAAACGAACUCGAGAGCAAAAAGCAGUUCAAGUGCAUCUGGGUGAACAACAAGUUCAAGGAAGAGAAGGAGUUGGUCCUCUACCCGAACAAGAACGGCUGUGUUAGUGACCUGCUGGAAGAGGCACGCAAGCAGGUGGAGCUCUCGGAGGAUGGUUCGGGGAAGCUCAGGCUGAUGGAGGUGAUCAGCUACAAGAUCUUCUCUAUCCAGCGGGAGGACGUCCCACUGGACAGCCUGAGCCAGGCCAACUCGAAAUCGUAUCGCAUCGAGGAGAUCCCCCGGGAGGACCUCAUCGUGGCCGACAACGAGAUCCUCAUUCCGUGCGCCCACUUCCAGAAGGUUCAGCGGAGUCGCGACUAUCAGAGCGAUUCGCCCGACGACACUAUUACUUGUAAACAAGAAAUCUUCUCAACCUUUGGUGUACCGUUCAUGCUAAAGAUUAAGCAUGGAGAACCCUUCGCAAAAGUCAAGGACAGGAUCCAGAAGAAGCUGGAUGUCCCCGACAAAGAGUUUGAAAAGUACAAGUUCGCCAUCGUGGUGAUGGGGCGCGCACAGUUCAUCGAAGACAACGAGUAUGUCGUCAACCUGUCCGACUUCAUGGCCCAGGCGCCUCAAGCAACAGCAAUGCACCCGCGGCCGUGGUUGGGCAUCGAGCACGUCAACAAGGCGCCGAAGCGGUCUCGCUACAACUACCUCGAGAAGGCCAUCAAGAUCCACAACUGACCAGCACGGGCCUCCAUCUCAACCAGGAGGUGAGUUGCAGCGGAGACGCCAGGUGCGCUUGAGGAUGAUGACACUUGCACGCCACCACCACCAUCGGAAAAGAGGAGCUGAACUGUUGUCGUCCCCCUCCGGCAUCUGGCAAACGACGACGGCAGGUGGCACUCGGCAAAAGCAAUGGGCGGUGGCAAAAGGCGUGCACGCCGCCGCCUUUGCUGCGCCGAGAGAAGACGAAAAAAAAAAAAAGGAACGCUUUUCCACGGCAAUGGUGACGACGACGGCAGUCUCGCCGUCCUCCUCUUCCCUUGACAUCCUUUUUUAUUAUUAGUUUUUGGCAUCCUCUCUCUUCCCCUCUUCCGGCACGAUGGCUUCUCCUUUCCCGCGAACACUGCACUGUGGCCGACGGGGGAAAAGGACUGUGUGCUACCGCUGUGCGUAGGACAGUGUGCUACUCUUGCGGCCGGCGACCGAGUAACGGAACUGGGGGGGCGACGUUCUACGAUGGCAUAGAUUGAGCUUUUUUUUUUCUCUUGCUUCGUUUCAUCCGCUACUCACGGCUGUGACUCGCAUCUUGCUUCCGCGCUCCCCUCCGCGACCCCUGUCGCAUAAGGCUUCACCCCCUCUCCUGUCGUAGUGUUUCCAGAGUGUCCUCUUUUUUUUUCUUUUCUUGUGUCUCAAAAUAUUCCUAUGCACAGUGGGAGCUCUGUCUGUCUUUGUCGUUAAUCUCGAGGUUUUGUAUUUAUGCGUUUACUUUCGAGAGACAUGUAUAAAAACUGUACUUUAUUUACACCCAUCUCGUAAAUCCUCGCUUAUCUUUUACAAUAUCGAGGUCAAUCAGCUGGCCCACCUUUGUUUCAUAAAAUUUAACUGAAGCGCGUAAACUGGGCGGGCUGGUCUUAAUUCCGGUCUGUCCAUUCCCCCCCCCCCCCCCCACCUUUCAUAAUUAUCAAGUUCUCCCGAGAAUCGCUGUGUUCUACCCAGCUGAAUGAAUUUUUUUAGAGUUUUUCUACCUGGUUGGCAGGGUUUCUGCCGCCUCGAAUAGUCGCGCGUUUUAAGCGCUCAUUCCUUGGUUUUGGCUUUUAGGCCUGUACAGUGCUAGUCUCCUUAAGCUAACCCCCUUUUUUUUUCUAAUUGCUGCCAAAGUCCCAAAACAUUUAACGUGAGGAUAACUGCCGCGCCGACUGCACACUUGGCGGAGAAUGUUUUUUUAUUCUUCCAAUUAUGUUUUUCUCCAAUCGCCAUCAUUCUUCAGCCCAGAAAUGAACUUUUCCUGUUAGCGACGCUUGUUUUUUUUUUUUUUACUUUGGUCUGGCCAGAAGUUUGUUCAUUUGGAAAUUAUCUUCUUAAUUAGCAGCAUUCUAAUGAACCAGUGCAUUAGUGACAGCUGCAGCGCAUGCGGUGCCAUUUCAUGUUAGUUUGGGCAACAAGAUCUCUGAACAGCCGUGCAAUGUUCUCUCGAUAAAAAGGGGCAAACGCCAAACAAAUCCACUUCAUUCGUUGCUGCUGCUGCCAAUGCAUCUGCACCAGUCGAUGGGUUUAAUGGGAUGCAAUUGGUGUUUAGCAUUCGUUUUGUGUGCCCUAGUUAGCAUGAUAAGAUGGCACCAACAACGGUGCUGCAAGUCUUUCCCUUCAUGGUUUGCUGGUGUUCAAGUGAAGCGAGUUUUUCAGAGUGUCAAGGUAUGUUCCAACAGUGUUUCUGCUGUUACUUUCUGAUCUAAUCUUGUAAAGAAAACUUUAUUUGUAAAAGCUUUGGCACUUUUUGUUUUGUAGAUUUUUUUUCUGUAGAGAUUGUGUUGUGGUGUAGGAUCUUUGCAACCUAAACGUGCCACGCAGUUUUGCUGGUUUUACGCCUUUGUUAUGCCCUGUUACCUGUCUAAACAUUAUUCGCAGUUGCAGCGAAAAUUGUUUGUUUUUUCAGACAGCAGUGCGCACCCUUUUACUGUGGCACUGACUUACAUGUGGUUUCCUUCAGUAAAGAUAACGGGGAAACAAAAAAAAUAAUAUCCACUUAUUCGUGGAUACGCCGUAUAGAGAAAGUAAUUUAGCGCCAUUGACUGUACACUCAUUGGAGGGUGUUAGUUGCGUCACUAAAGGGUAUGAAAUGUUACUGUUUUCAAGAAAGUAUCUGAGUUUCUAGAAAAAAAAACAAACUGAAGUGUACCACAGUUGUCUGUCAGUGCGUGGAAACGUACGGCAUCCAUUGUUUGCAACACCAUGUGAAAUGCCUGAUGUACAUAUUCAGUUGCGAGCAGCUAGAUGUUACCAGCGGGUGGCCUCAGUGCAAGCAAUUGUGUUUUGAGCGGAGCCGACAGAGAAGUGUGAUGUGUUUUUUAAGAUGGCAGGGGCAUGUUGUCCGAGUGCAGGAGAAAUGUUGAUAAAUGAUUGUGGUCGCUGCACAUCUCGGUUCUUAUUAUUUUUUUUUUUUUCGAUCGUUUGCCUUCAGUUCCAUGUUCUACACUGCCGCUCGUGGCAACCGAACAUGGAUCUUGCAAUGCAGCGUGCUUAUAGAACACUGCCUCACGCGCACUCUGCAAGAUAACUCGCACCGUUAAGGGCGCUUCCGUCGCACACCGGUAAUAGCCAUACUUCUAUGCGUUUUCUUACAUGCACGUUACAUGCAUGGCGCAGCAUUUUGGAUUAGAGCGUAUUAUAUUUAGCGCACUGUUCAGAGCAAAUAAAUGCGAGCAAGAAUGGACAAACGCUAAUUUUCGGACACAGAUGAACCUCGAGCAGUGUAAUUGCAAAGUACACAACGAUGGGUGUUUUACACCACCUAAGCUGUGUUAAUUGGAUAGAUAGGAGGGUGUAAAUGCAUUAGUGUGACCUCUGAGGUUUUUUUACACCAUACAAGGUAAAAAUGGGGCAAAUACGCUUCAAAUGGUGUCAAGUGCAUCAGUGUGCUCGGUCGAACAUUCUACACUGUUUGAGGUGUAAAUCUAUGCUCAGUUAAUGUUUUUUUUUGCUUGAAAUGCAGUAUACGGGGUGUGCAUGCACACAAAUUUAAUUAGAUAACGCAAGUCCUUGGUGUUUAACAUUUUGAUCUUUGGCUACAAAACUUGCACCUUAGCAUUAAGUAUCGCGAAAAAAAAAGUGUAAACAUGUGGUUUAUAUACAGGUUUAAUAGGUUUAUACAUGUUUUAAUUUGUCAUCGAGGUGCAUAAAUAAUGACAGACUUACUGUAGUAGACAGUUGUAGGCGCUUUGCUUGUUUUACAGAAUUUUCAGUG